This is a messenger RNA of Ipomoea nil (Japanese morning glory), 523 nucleotides long. RefSeq lists its product as uncharacterized. Lineage: Eukaryota; Viridiplantae; Streptophyta; Magnoliopsida; Solanales; Convolvulaceae. The record is from RefSeq and is a predicted model, not a curated record. Bases 170 to 445 code for a protein of 91 amino acids. The transcript is spliced from 4 exons.
CAUUGUCAAUUUAAUUACUUCCUUUUCUAAUUUGUUUUUCUAUUCUGUUACCCCUCCAAUCCAAUCUUGUUCUGAAAUCAUCCAAUGGAAUACAUCACCCUUUCUUUCGAUUUCCCAAUGUCUUGUAGUGUUCUGAUGAUUCGCUUUUUGCAGCGAAAGGGUUACAAUUAUGCCGUCUCUUCAAACAGCACUGCCUCCCGAACUUGCCAAUAACACCAUCCGACUCUAUCGCGAAUGUCUUCGUCGAACUAAGUAUAUUGGUAGUAAGCAAUACAACACAAAGCUACUCAUUGAUAUGGUAAGGCAGCAGUUCAGAAGGAACAUGCACGAGAAAGAUCCAGAGAAGAUUCAAAAGCUCAAGGACGAUGCUGCAAGAGGCCUCAUAAAUCACAUGUUAUACGAGUCUGAGCAGUUGAGUGGCCGGAAAUUCAGCAAGAGCUCAUAGAGAGCGUUUAAACCCUCGCAAUCGGCAGUUUCAAAGCACCUCGGCCUGCAUCUCUCCAUCGAUAUGAAAGCAACACUA